Messenger RNA from Pipra filicauda (Wire-tailed manakin), 3026 nucleotides. It is a transcript of the gene DNAJC9, whose product is annotated as DnaJ heat shock protein family (Hsp40) member C9. Gene Ontology annotation, cellular component: cytoplasm; nucleus. The transcript has 6 exons. The record is from RefSeq and is a predicted model, not a curated record. Lineage: Eukaryota; Metazoa; Chordata; Aves; Passeriformes; Pipridae. Gene Ontology annotation, molecular function: heat shock protein binding. The coding region runs from base 85 to 861 and encodes 258 amino acids.
UCCCGCCCGGCGCAGCCGCCGCUCCGCAGCGCGGGCCCGGGGCGGGCGGAUCGGGCCGUGUGGGGGCGGUCCCGGCGCGGCGGGAUGGCGCUGCCGCAGCAGUGCGAGGCCGUGUUCGGCACGGCGGACCUGUACGGCGCGCUGGACGUGCGGCGGGAGGCGUCCCCGCAGGAGAUCCGCCGCGGGUACCGCCGCGCCUCGCUGCGCCUGCACCCCGACCGCGUCCCGGCCGAGCAGAAGGAGGAGGCCACGCGCCGCUUCCAGAUCCUGAGCAAGGUGUACGCGGUGCUGAGCGACGCCAAACAACGUGCCCUGUACGACGAGACCGGCACGGUGGAUGAGGAUGCUGAGGUGCUGCAGGGAGACAAGGACUGGCUGGAGUACUGGCAGCUGCUCUUCAAGGUCUCCGUAAAAGAGAUCGAGGACUUCGAGAACAGCUACAAAAACUCAGAGGAAGAGCUGGAGGAUGUGAAGGCAGCGUACCUGAACUUCAAGGGUGACAUGAAUCGGAUCAUGGAGUCCGUGAUGUGCGUGGACUACACGGACGAGCCGAGGAUCCAGGCAAUGAUCGAGCGAGCCAUCGCCUCUGGGGAGCUCCCGUCCUACCAGGCCUUCGUGAGGGAGUCAAAGCAGAAAAAGAUGUCCAGAAGAAGGCGGGCAGAAAAAGAAGCUAAAGAGGCAAAAAAGACUAAAGAUGAACUGGGCAUUGGUGGAGAAAAUGACUUGCAAGCGCUGAUUCAACGCCGAAGCAGGGAUCGAGAAAGGGAAAUGGAUGACUUCUUCGCCCACCUGGAAGCAAAAUAUGGGAAUAAUGCCAAGAAAGGAGGAAAGAAAACUGCAGCCAAGAAGAGGAAGACAUAAGGAACGAUGAUCAUUUCUCAAAGGCUCAGGAGUCACGAGGUGAGCACUUUGAAGGCCCUCAUUGCUUCAACAUCAGCAUUCAGGGAGCUUCCUGGGGGGAAGCCAGAGGUAGAGGGUCACUCUGUUCCCCUUUACUUGCCUGCUCCUAAAAAUGACCCUGAUUCUGAGAGAGUACAGCAUAUCAUUGUGUUGGAUAACACAGGGCUUAAAGGUUACUUUUGUUACACAGAAUAAAUAAAUAACAGCCCAGGAUCAGUCUCUGGUGUCAACCAUCUGUACAGAAAACACGAGAUGGGCCUUAGGAGGAGACUGCUUCACUUUUUCAUUUAAACACACAUUUAAACACUCCUCUAGGCUAUAAAACACUACAUUACAUUACCAGCAGUCUAUUCAAGUUUAUUUGUCUGGUUUUGUAACUCUUGUGCUACAGAAAACUCACUUUGUCCCUGAGGAAUGGCAUGGAUACAAAUGGGAUGCUUAUCUGCAGUUUGCCUGACAGAACUGACACACUGUACAAUAUUCCAGCAGUCCCAAGUGUUAAGAGAAAUUGUAUUUUGAAAUGGUUUGGUGAGUACAGGCCUCUGGUUAGCAUCAGGUUCUCUCUCUGCAAAUUUGAGAGGUUUAGAUUGAGAUCAGAGCUGCUCUUUUUUUUUUACCUUCUGGAAAUGCAAAGGCAAGUUAACCCAGUUACAUUUGCACAGUUCCCUGUUUUUGAUGAAAGCAUGCUUGGAUCAACUGGACUCAAGAUCUUCAAUAUUGAUUAAAAAUUAUUAGCUGCUCUGUAGGUAACAUAAAUUGGAGUGGGGAGAUAGGGGAGAUACUUCCUAAAGAACACUGACAAGCUUUUGUCCAUUAUGAACAGUAAUUUGAAGAAUAAUAAGGAAAUUAGGAAAAGAAGUGCUCUUUAAUAGGACUAGAAAGGAACACAACUGUUUUUGUGCAGUGUCCUGAGUUUGUUUGAGUACAGCCAGUGAUUAUCCUCACCUUGUUUUUACACUUUAGUCUGUUUGGGAGUAAGACUUUCAACUAACUGCUUAUUUUGAGAAGCCUGUACUUCAUGGGGUUUUUUGUCUUAUCUGGAGCCACAAGGGCAGCUGCAGCAAACGCCUCCUCCACGUCUGUCACACGGUGCAGACACAGCUGCUAAAAGCUCCAUUGCAUCUGUGGCUUGGGGAGAGCAGAAAUCUGUAAUUACAGGUAUUUUAGAAAGGGAGAGACUGAGCCAUUCUCUGAAAUCACCAUAAAAUAUCUCACCAGGAAGACAAGUGUAUUUUCUUGCAGUAGUGUGUGAAACUACUUGUAGUUAGAGGCUUCUUGUUGGCUGCUAACCCUUCCUCAGUCACUGAGGAAGAGGUGUAAGGUUAAAUAACUCGGGAAGAGGCAGUGGUUGCUACCUGUGGAGCUGUCAGUUCACCUGCUUGGCUACCUUAGUGCUACACACGUGUGUCCAGAUACCUGCUGCAACUACUGCAGGAUCCAGCACUUGCCUAAGCUGAGUUGUAGAAGCAGAAUCGAGUGCAGUGCUUGCUCUUCCUAGUACAAUAUUGCUUUAAACAUAUUUGAAUAUAUAAAUACAGCUUAAAAAAAUUUACAUUACUACUUCUGUGGAAGGCCUGGGCAACCUUCUGUGGAGCUAAUGGAAAAAUGAGCAGGUUCUGCAGUACCUGCCUUGUAAGGACAUGAACCCAUCAGAACCUCACAGGAACACAGCAGUGACUGAGUGUUUGCUGGAUUUCCUAGGAGUUAGGCUUUCCUGGAGUAUCUUCACCCUUCCACUGCAGUAUCACUUUCUCUACUGGUAGAAAAUGGAAUGUUUAAGUGUACCCCUUCUAAUCUUUGGCAGCUGCUGCUUAGGUUUAUAUAAAAAUAACUAUUUGUGAGGAAGGGUGUUUGAAAACUCUCUGUAAACAACGUUGACCUUGCUGGGAACGAGAGGUGGUUCAUGACUCUCCAGAGAUGGGUUGAUGGACGGAUGGAUGGAUGGGUUGGACACUUCUCCAUGGCACCUCAGAACCCCUGUCUGCUUUUUGUGCCCGAUCCACUUCGACUGUGGCCUUUCACAGAACCACGUGGGAGGAGACCUAAUAAACAGAGAUCAUGGACAACUUCAACACUUCUGAAAGGUAUUCAAACUAAGUACCAAAUGCAUCUCCUUUAGCUUCAAA